This is a messenger RNA of Erythranthe guttata (spotted monkey flower), 2472 nucleotides long. NCBI's taxonomy places the organism in Eukaryota, Viridiplantae, Streptophyta, Magnoliopsida, Lamiales, Phrymaceae. The record is from RefSeq and is a predicted model, not a curated record.
UUUAAGAAAAUGGAAAAACAAAUUAUAAGGCACCGAAUCAAUUUCCUCUCCAAUUUCUUGGCGCCUGUGUUUCAAUUCUGUUUAAUUGCGAUUGCAUCAAAAACCUAACCCCCAAUCAAAAGAAGAAGAAAUAAAAUAAUGAUGGCUGCAAAUCUACCCAUCAAAGUCCAAAAUCAACUGCUCCCACAGUACGUUCAAUACCAUCAACGCUAAUUUCAUUGUUUUUUUCUUCUACAAAUUGAUCAAAUAUUUAUAUCCGGGAUUCGCGAUCAUUCAUCGCCAUAAUUAGCGCAUGGAAAGAAAACAAAAUGGAUAAUCCCCACCAAAAUCCACCUUGCACUGAUGUUUCAAGCUCGAUUUUUUCAUUGGAUCAUGUCGGAGAGGUCGUUCUCACUCGUACUUCGAAUGGGUUGUCUUGGAAAUUGGUUGAUUCUUCCAAUAAUGAUGAGGAUAAACUGUCUUGUUUGGGGUUGAAAUUGGUUUCCGAUAAUGAAAUGGAGGUUAGUUUUGCCGACGUCUACGCUGUUAACUUCAUUGGCUGGGGUUUGGUACAUGAAUAUGGUCUUACCAUCGCCGAAGGAUCUACUUUUGGUCAUUCUUCUGAGAUGUAUCGGUUUACGGUGCAUGCUAUCCACAAAUCAAGCACCAAAAGGUCUCUUUGGACCCCGUCAGUUUACACUUUUGGUAAUAAGGAUUUGGAGAUCUGUACGACUUGGGUCAAUCAGAUUAAUGGUUAUCUAAACGUGCUAGCUAAGAGACCUAAAAAUCUUCUGGUUUUUGUUCAUCCAAAGAGUGGGAAAGGACAUGGAUGUAGAAUAUGGGAAGCAGUAGCUCCGAUUUUUUUUCAGGCCAAAGUAAGAACAAAGGUAAUAGUAACAGAGAGGGCCGGGCAUGCACGUGAUGUUUUGGCCUCAAUGGCAAAUAAGGAUCUUAGUUUAUACGACGGAGUUAUAGCUGUUGGCGGUGAUGGAUUUUUCAAUGAAAUUCUAAACGGGCUUCUCUUGUCAAGGCAUAAAGCUCCAUAUCCACCAGCUCCUGAAGAUUCGACGCACCCCGUUGAGGGUGAGUCGGAAUUUUCAAUUCAUAAUGUUGAGAGAACCAUUUUAGAGCCAUGUGAUUAUAAUCAAGACGAGUCUCCUCUUCUCACAGGCUCUGAACAUGUUGCACCUCAACCAACAAAUCGUGAGCAACAUCAAGAAUUUCCUUUUCCCAAUGAAAUGUUCAGAUUUGGUAUUAUCCCAGCAGGAUCAACUGAUGCCAUUGUCAUCUGUACAACUGGGGCUCGAGAUCCUGUAACUUCGGCAUUGCAUAUUGUACUUGGUAAAAGGGUGCGUCUUGAUAUAGCUCAAGUUGUAAGAUGGAAAGAAACGCAUGCAUCAAAUGAAGAACCUUGCAUACGCUACGCUGCUUCUUUUGCGGGGUAUGGGUUUUAUGGAGAUGUGAUAACGGAGAGUGAGAAGUACCGUUGGAUGGGACCCAAGCGGUACGACUAUGCUGGGACAAAGGUUUUCCUUCAGCAUAAGUCGUACGAGGCAGAAGUGAAUUAUGUUGAAAUUGAAUCCGAAAAAGGCAGCUCGAUUCCCGAAACAGACCCUCAAGUGAUUAGUACUGGGAUUUGGUGUCUUCCUAGGAAGCGCGGUCGAGAGAGCUGCCAUGCUGACUGUGCGGUGUGCAAUUCGAAAUCCGACGGCUCAACAAAUUUAAAAGGGCUGAAAUGGUCAAAGUCAAAGGGACGUUUUCUUAGUGUGGGUGCAGCCGUAAUAUCUUGCCGGAAUGAAAAGGCACCCGAUGGUUUAGUAGCUGAUGCUCAUCUUUCCGAUGGUUUCUUGCAUCUCAUUUUAGUCAAAGACUGCCCUCACCCUCUCUAUUUAUUGCAUCUUAUUCAGCUGGCGAGGAGAGGGGGGAACCCGCUGGAUUUCAAAUUCGUCGAACACCAUAAAACUCCGGCCUUCACAUUCAAAUCUUCCGGGAAGGAAGGUGUGUGGAAUGUUGACGGUGAGCCUUUUCUAGCGCAUAAGUUAUCGGCACAAGUAUUCCGAGGCCUUGUCAGCUUGUUUGCCACUGGUCCCGAGGCAUAGUGAAACUGUUCGUACGAUGAGUUUGACACGUUGGAAGAUUUUUUUCGCAAGAACCCGUUGGAGCACUCGUCACUGGCGAAUCAUCAAAAUCGAUUGUAGAUAGUUCGGUUUUAUGGAAAAGGAAAUUGAAGUUUUGGUUUGAUUGGGACAUUUCAUCAAACACUUCACGGUCGGAGCUAAUUACCUCGGAAAAAACCGAUUUCUUCGGGUUUAUACUUGCUACACUUCAGAGGCGAUAGAUACAUAUUUCCUCUGUAUUAAUGUGCUAUUAAACUCUUUCAAAAAAAAUGUGCUAUUAAACAAUCAACUUUUAUCGAUAUUACGUUGUGUCGAUGAAUAUUUGUAUGUAUAUAUAUGUAUUUGCAUACAUGUAAAAAAAUUACCAAUUAAGAUA